Molecule: messenger RNA, 1410 nt
Organism: Solanum dulcamara
Lineage: Eukaryota; Viridiplantae; Streptophyta; Magnoliopsida; Solanales; Solanaceae
Product: probable 2-oxoglutarate-dependent dioxygenase At3g50210
Exons: 12
Coding region: 111-1103 (330 amino acids)
Molecular function (GO): dioxygenase activity
Source: RefSeq, a predicted model, not a curated record
GUAUCUUAACAAAAUGAAACAGCUAAACGUUAAUGACGUGGCAGAAGUGAUAGAUUCCAACUGCAUCUUCUAGCGAACUAAGCAGAACAACAGAGAAAACCGGAAGCACCAUGGCUACGGAUUUCAAGUCUAUCCCUUUUAUAGAUUUAAGUCCUCUUUUGGAGAAGUGGGAUCAUCCAAAUAUUGCUCAAGAUGAAGGUGUAGCUCAAGUUGUUAGGCAAUUAGAUCAGGCUUGUAGAGAUGCUGGAUUCUUUUAUGUGAAGGGCCAUGGUAUUCCUGUUUCCCUUAUGGACGAGAUUAAAAGUAUUACGCGCGAAUAUUUUCAUCAACCCUAUGAGGAGAAAAUCAAGAUCAAACUUUCUGCAGCAACUGGAUACAGAGGAUAUCAAAGAAUUGGAGAGAAUAUAACCAAAGGCAUACCUGAUAUACAUGAAGCUAUUGAUUGCUAUAGAGAAGUGAAACAUGGGAUGUAUGGAGAUCUUGGAGACGUUAUGCAAGGAACCAACAUGUGGCCGAGUAAUCCUCCAAAUUUUAAGCAGUUGAUGGAGGAGUAUAUUGACCGCUGCACAGAUCUAUCACGAAAGAUAAUGAGGGGAAUUGCUCUGGCGUUGGGUGGAUCAGUGGAUGAAAUGGAGGGUGAAAUUGGUGGUGAUCCAUUUUGGGUCUUUCGAAUAAUUGGCUACCCUGCUGCGUCCAUUUCAAAUGGACAUGAUAAGGCUGACAAUGAUGUUGGAUGUGGCGCCCACACAGACUAUGGGCUAUUGACAUUAGUCAACCAGGACGACAAUAUAGUUGCCCUUCAGGUGAGAAAUAAAUCCGGUGAGUGGAUAUCAGCACCACCUAUCCCCGGCACAUUUGUGUGCAAUAUAGGAGAUAUGUUGAAGAUCUUAUCAAACGGAAUUUAUGAAUCAACGUUGCACCGGGUCAUCAAUAACUCUCCCAACUAUCGUGUUUGCGUGGCCUACUUUUAUGAGCCCAACUUCAAUGCUUCAGUAGAGCCACUUGAUGUGUGUUUACAGAAGACUGGUGGCACCAAGAAUUUUGAAGGAGCUGUUUACGGGAAUCACUUGGUCAGCAAAGUCACCACCAAUUUUGUUAUGUAAUAACUGAAGCAAAGAAACAACAAGGCAGUAACAUGAAUCGAAGGACAAAAAAUUACAACACUAAUACUAGUGCUACUGGUAUGCAAGAAAAAACACAUACAAUGCACAGAGCCUCAACUAUUUAUAAAUCUUCGAUCUCCAUAUUUUUCCAUCUAAAGUUAUGUCCUCGCUAAGCUAAAUAUGUGCGUAUCAAUUUGUCCAGUCCAGAAUUUAACUAAAUGCAUCAAGUUUCUGGGCAAGACUUGUUGUAGUGAUGUCUUGGUCUCGGACCAAUAGCAUUGGAAAUGGUAGAUAGAUUUCCUAUAUA